ACGAGGAGGAUAGAGAAAAUGAAGGGCUUUGUUCUAUGUUUGGGUAUGGUGGUUUUCAUGCUGAUAGGUGUUGUUUCUCCCACGAACAAUGAAGGAAAAGCCUUGAUGGCGAUCAAAGCCUCACUCAGCAACGUGGCGAAUAUGCUUCUGGACUGGGACGAUGUUCACAACAGCGACUUCUGUUCUUGGCGAGGUGUCCUCUGCGACAACGUUAGCCUCUCCGUUGUCUCUCUUAAUCUGUCAAAUCUAAAUCUUGGAGGAGAGAUAUCACCGGCCCUUGGAGUUCUAAGCAAUUUGCAAUCGAUAGACCUGCAAGGAAAUUUACUGGGUGGUCAAAUUCCAGACGAGAUUGGAAACUGUGCUUCUCUUGCUUAUGUGGACUUCUCCUCUAAUAGCUUAUUUGGAGACAUACCGUUUUCAAUCUCUAAACUCAAACAGCUCGAGUUUCUUAACCUAAAGAAUAAUCAGCUCACAGGCCCAAUACCAGCAACCUUAACCCAGAUUCCAAAUCUUAAGACCCUUGACCUUGCAAGAAACCAGCUAACUGGCGAGAUACCGAGGCUACUUUACUGGAAUGAGGUUUUACAGUAUCUCGGUUUACGUGGGAAUAUGUUGACUGGGACAUUGUCUCCUGAUAUGUGUCAGCUCACGGGUUUGUGGUACUUUGAUGUGAGAGGCAACAACCUAACUGGAACUAUCCCAGAUAGCAUUGGAAAUUGCACGAGCUUCGAGAUCCUGGAUGUAUCUUAUAAUCAGAUUACUGGAGUAAUACCCUACAAUAUCGGUUUCCUCCAAGUUGCUACUCUGUCACUUCAAGGAAACCGGUUGACUGGAAAAAUUCCGGAAGUGAUUGGUUUGAUGCAAGCCCUUGCUGUUUUGGAUUUGAGUGACAAUGAACUGAUUGGGCCUAUCCCACCAGUACUUGGCAAUCUCUCAUAUACAGGAAAACUGUAUCUCCAUGGCAACAAGCUCACAGGACCAAUCCCACCUGAGCUGGGCAAUAUGUCACGACUCAGCUAUUUGAAUCUCGCGAACAACCAUCUUGUAGGGCCGAUUCCACCUAACAUUAGCUCUUGUGCUGCUUUGAAUCAAUUCAAUGUCCAUGGGAACUUCCUGACUGGCUCGAUACCUCUGGGAUUCCGGAAUCUUGGAAGCUUGACGUACUUAAAUCUUUCCUCAAACAGUUUCAAAGGGAAAAUACCUGCUGAGCUUGGCCAUAUUAUCAAUCUUGAUACCUUAGAUCUAUCCGGCAACAAUUUCUCAGGGUCAAUACCAUUAACCCUUGGUGAUCUUGAGCAUCUUCUCAUCUUGAACUUGAGCAGAAAUCAUCUUAAUGGACCGUUGCCUGUAGAGUUUGGGAAUCUCCGAAGCAUUCAGAUCAUCGAUGUAUCAUUCAAUAUUCUCGCUGGUGUUAUUCCAAGUGAACUUGGCCUUUUGCAGAACAUCAACUCUCUAAUACUGAACAACAACAAGAUUCAUGGGAAAAUUCCAGAUCAGCUAACGAAUUGCUUCAGUCUUGUCAAUUUGAACGUCUCCUUCAACAAUCUAUCUGGAGUAAUCCCACCGAUGAAGAACUUCUCACAUUUUGCCCCGGCCAGCUUCUUUGGAAAUCCAUUUCUCUGCGGGAAUUGGGUUGGAUCGAUAUGUGGCCCUUCUUUGACCAAGUCACGAGUAUUCACAAGAACUUCCGUGAUUUGUAUGGUUCUCGGUUUGAUCACUCUUAUAUGCAUGAUAGUCAUUGCGGUUUACAAGUCAAAGCAGCAGAAACAAGUCUUAAAAGGUUCUCAGAAACAGUCCGAAGGGUCGACGAAGCUGGUGAUUCUUCACAUGGACAUGGCUAUUCACACGUUUGAUGAUAUCAUGAGAGUGACGGAGAAUCUCAGCGAGAAGUACAUCAUUGGAUACGGCGCUUCUAGCACGGUUUACAAGUGCACCUCCAAAAGUUCCCGACCUAUUGCCAUUAAGCGAAUCUACAAUCAGCAUGCCCACAACUUGCGCGAGUUUGAGACAGAGCUCGAGACCAUCGGGAGCAUAAGACACCGAAACAUUGUGAGCUUGCACGGAUAUGCCUUGUCUCCAUUUGGCAACCUCCUCUUCUACGACUACAUGGAAAAUGGCUCUCUCUGGGACCUUCUCCACGGGGCUGGGAAGAAAGUGAAGCUUGACUGGGAAACAAGGCUGAAGAUAGCCGUUGGAGCUGCGCAAGGACUUGCAUAUCUUCACCAUGACUGCACUCCUAGGAUCAUCCACCGGGAUAUCAAGUCCUCAAACAUACUCCUUGAUGGGAACUUCGAAGCACGUCUGUCGGAUUUUGGGAUUGCCAAGAGCAUACCAGCCACCAGAACGUAUGCUUCAACAUAUGUUCUAGGAACCAUCGGCUAUAUCGAUCCUGAGUAUGCUCGUACUUCUCGUCUGAAUGAAAAGUCUGAUAUCUACAGCUUCGGUAUCGUCCUUCUUGAGCUUCUGACCGGGAAGAAGGCUGUGGAUAACGAGGCCAACUUGCACCAAAUGAUACUGUCGAAGGCGGAUGAUAACACGGUGAUGGAAGCGGUUGAUGCAGACGUGUCAGUGACUUGCGUGGACUCAGGGCACAUCAAGAAGACAUUUCAGCUGGCUCUUUUGUGUACCAAGCGAAACCCUUUAGAGAGACCCACGAUGCAAGAGGUCGCUAGGGUUUUGCUCUCUCUUCUCCCGUCUCCUCCUCCAAAGAAGUUGCCUUCUCCUGCGAAACUACUGGGAGGUGAUGAACGGCGUGAGAGCCACUCUUCAGACACAACGGCCUCACCACAGUGGUUUGUUCAGUUCCGCGACGUUAUCUCCAAGAGUAGCUUAUAA
Molecule: messenger RNA, 2835 nt
Organism: Thlaspi arvense
Lineage: Eukaryota; Viridiplantae; Streptophyta; Magnoliopsida; Brassicales; Brassicaceae
Source: the annotation of a GenBank genome assembly